AUGGCUCCUCCUGAAGUAAAUGGGUCUGCUGGAGCUGCUGCUGCUGCUGGUGGGGCCCUGAAUAAGAAGGUUUCGGAGCCUGUUACGCCAAGGACGCUCUUCAACGGGGUCCAAGGCCCUUUCGGUGUGGAGGACAUUGCUGAGUUGUCGGCGAAGACGUCUGCGCUUCGAAUCGAUGAUUUGCAAAAGGACGAAAGGGAAAAGCUAAAGGCGUCAGCGGAGGUUUCAGGGAAGCACCAGCCUUCAACGUCCGGGGUUCAGCAGAACGGGAAGGAAGCGGCUAAAGAGACAGAGGAGGAAGACGGUUACCUCAGCGACGGCCCUAGCGAGUGCCAGGACCCGGAGGUGAUUAAUGAUAUCGCGACGCAGGCGGGCUUCGCUAUUGCGCUCCUUAUCCCUUUCAAAUGGGUGGAGGAAGUCCCGCGUACGAUUGGCACGGUCCAAGAGCUGCUCAGGCUGUGGGAGGGUCACAUGACGGCGGUUGCCAAGACGACGACUAAGUUUCACAAGCUGUCGCCGACGUGGCUCUCCAAGCAGCAUUUCGGCCGUCUCCAAGUUGUUUUCGCGCAUGCUGCGGAUGCGAAUUUCAUGUGGAGCAGGAAAGUGGAACAUGAGACGGUGACCAAGCUCCGAUUGACGCUGGGGUGGCAGCAUCCGGAGAAUCAAGAGUACCUGAGGGAGCGUUCGGCGAGGCAAGAGGCGAUCGAGGUGCUGUUGAAAGGUGUCCCCGCGGUCAUCUCGCCGGAGAUGGUCCGAAAGAGCCUUGUGACAGCGACUCUGUUGAAGCGCAAGCGUACGGCGUUCCUGGAGGGAGUGGCUUUUCACAGGGUGGUGGAUCCGGUGACAGGGUCAGACACGGACAAGAUCAAGGGGCUGGUCUUUCGCCACCCCGGGGAUAAGUAUAAGUGGUGGCACAAGGUGUCGGACAAGAUCCACGGCACAUAUUUGCUGGUCUCUUUCCCCGCUCUCACCUGCUCGUUUUGCAACGGCAUGCACAUGUCCUGUUUUCAUGAUGACUAUGUGACGGAGAGGCAUGACAAUUUCACCAGGUGGAACUUACCGCUGGAGCGGGUGCACGAGAUGAAUGGUAAUAACAUCCUCCCGAGCUGUGUUUUUCAGGACGAUGUAGCAGUCGACGACGCUGGUGCAGCGGCUCACCUCUGUGCCAUCUCCCCUCUGAGCAGCGGCCUCACUGAAGCUGACCUCAGCUACAAAGGCCAUCAUGGAAGACCCGGCGAUGGUGCUUACCUCCACCAGCGGGGUUCGGGAGGAGUGGUUGUGCGUCCAGGAGGGCUGCGAGAAGGCACAUGGCGUCAGUUUCGCGCAGCCUGCAGUGCACGCGGCAUCGGACCGCCACUGUACCGAGCGCCUCAAGGCAGGGUCAGCGACCCGUCGGAGCAAGGGGAAGCUGAAUCUGCUGGCGGUCAGGAAGGAGUUCGGGAUGUAAUCUCCCAGACGCAAGGGCGAGGUUCUGAUGCGAGUCCUGCGCGUGGUAACAGUAAUGUGGAAGUAGACAUGGAGCCAGCGGGGAUGCACCUGGUUUUCGCAGGUGAUCUCAACAUAAUCGGGGACCCGGAGCUGGACAGGUCGUCCCGCACAGGGUCCAGCAAAGAGAAUCAGCGGCUGCUCGAGGCCUGGUCGGCUUUUGAUCUCAAGGACGCGUUUCGUGCGCUUAACCCAGGAGAGAGGCAGUACACGUUCCGUGCGAGGCCGUCCGACACCAGGUCUAGGAUUGACAGAGCCCUGGUGUCUGCCUCGUUGCUGGGAUAG
Molecule: messenger RNA, 1770 nt
Organism: Closterium sp. NIES-65
Lineage: Eukaryota; Viridiplantae; Streptophyta; Zygnematophyceae; Desmidiales; Closteriaceae
Source: the annotation of a GenBank genome assembly